CGCGUGUUGACAUGCGAAAAGUUCGGUCCGCGACGGGCGAUUCGAACGCUUCUUAGCAACGUUAUCCAUCUUAUCCGUUCAAAAAGCUGCAGCAAAUCCAAAUCCAAAUCCAUUUUCAUUUUCAUUUACGGCACUCGCUGAUUUCGCUGACUUUGCUGAUUUAUUUUGUUCGAGUGUAUCGCGCGUGUUUUGUGUGGCAAGAAAGUAAUUAAAAAAGUGAAUUUUCAUCGCCUCUAAAGUUCGGCAAUAUUUGGUUUUCAUGUGCUGUGAGCUGGGCCGGCAUUUUGAGUUUGGCGCCUAAAUAACUUCCUUCGCUUCCUUUACACCAGCUGACCAAAAAGGAGCAACACGAAGAGGAAAAAAGAGGAGGAAAAUGCUAUAGCCUUCAACGGUAGCUUUGUUUACACUCGCACUCGUUGUAUGCUUCUGUUAUCCGACUGAGCACACGCCGUGUAUAAUAACAAUAAUAAUAAUAGUCGUAAAAUAAUAACAACCGCAUAUAACCAUAACCGUCGCCCGAUAAUACUGUGACUGGAUUAAACCGAUCGGGAUAUAUACCUAUAUAUAUAUAUAUAUAUAUAUAUAAAUUGAAACCAUGUCGGUUGAUUUGAGUGGACAGCAGGAGCCGACCAUAUCGGUGAUAACCACAGUUCCGGUGGCCCAAAACGGCGGCGAAAUGGACGCCCUGCUGCUCGGCAGGAUUGGGCAUUCGGAACUGGUGGCCAUUUCUCCGGAGCGCCGCAACUGGCGCGGCAUCUUCAUCGCCCUGCUGGUCAUCGCCGCCGUCUUCAGCCUGAUCAUCUUCUCGAUCUUCCUGCUGUCGCCGGAGGAUGAGGGUCUGCGGAUCCGUGGACGCCGCAUGCUGCCCAGCGACAUCCUGGGCAGAAGCCUCCAGUGGAAGCCCUUCAACGGCACCUGGAGCAAUGGUCGUGAACUCAUUUAUCGCGACCCAACGGGCGGCCUUUCCAUUCUCAAUAUGGCCGAUCUCACCACACGCAUUCUUAUGACCAAUUCAACAUUCCGCCAACUGAAUGCGGAAUCAUUUCUUGUCGCUCCUGACCAGAAAUACGUACUACUGCAAUCGGACUCAAAUGCCGAGGGCUCCAGACAUCACGUAUACGAGGUGCAGACGGCCAACACAUUCCCGCUGGGUCCAACGGAGAACAUAGCGGAGGCGCCACGCCUCCAGCACGUGGUGUGGGCGCCAGCGAAUCCGCCGCCGCCGCUUGGAGCACCACCACCCAGUGGUGCCAGUGGUGGCAAUGGUGGCAGUGGUGCUAACGGCGCCAGCACCACCACAAUGGCCCCUCUGCCCAGUGGCAGCAUAAUCCUGAACAGCCUGGCUGGCGCUGCCAAUGGACCAGCAUCCGCCGGAGCCACCGGCUCCUCGGCAUCAAAUCCGAAUGGCAAGGCCGGCGGUUACACUUUGAACCAGGCCAUCGCCUUUGUCCACCACAACGACAUCUACUACAAGCCCAAGGUGCAGGGCGAACUCGUGUGCCGGAUAACGCAGACGGGCUCGGAUUCGCUGGAGGGCGAGUCCACGGGGGUGGUGUUCAAUGGGGUGCCCGAUUGGAUGUACGAGAAUGUGCCGGAGCUGGAGAGCCGCCGGAGCAGCAUGGAGUUCUCGCCGGACGGACUCUUCUUAGCCUUUCUCAGCUACAACGACAGCGAGGUCGCCGAGUACAAAUACACUUGGAUGGGCGAUGAUAUCAAGUACCCGGCGGUGAUGAGCCAACGAUACCCCAAGACGGGCUCCCGCAAUCCGAAUGUCACGGUCAACGUGGUGAAUCUCUCAGUGAUCAAGUACAUCUUUCCCACGCAGAUUAGGCUGCCCAGCGAGCUCUCCAAUGGCAGCUACGUGGGCGGCCUGACCUGGGCCUCAUCCACGGACCUGUCGGUGACGGUGACCAACCGCGAGCAGACCAAGGCCACCACGGUGCUGUGCAGAGCACCACACUUCCACUGCCAGGCGGUGCACACGGAGGUGACCAUCAACGAUGGCUGGGUGCUGCCAUCGGAACGGCCCAUCUUCUCGGUUCGCAACCAGGCGCACAAUCGGCUGGGCAAGAUGGUACAGAAUGCGGAGGAGAUCCUGGCGGAGAGUCAAAAUGUGAAUGUGACGGAUGGGCAAACGCACACGACCCAUGAGAUCAGCAAUGGUGGCUAUCUGUUGAAGCGUCUGCCUGUGCGGGAUGGCGAACACGGUCACUAUCGCCAUGUGGUCUUCAUAUCCUCGCUGGACCGACGACCCGUGCCCCUGACCAUGGGUCGCUUCGAGGUCACCGAGAUCGUCGGCUGGGAUGAGCCGCAUGAGAUCGUCUACUUUAUGGCUGCGCCGGAGAAGAGACCUGGCGAACGGCAUCUGUACAAGAUUAACCUGAAGCUCAAUGUCACCGAAUCGAAUCGGACGUACAUCACCUCCACAUCGCCCACCUGUCUCACCUGCGACAACACGGAGUCCACGUACCGGCUGCACCGGGUAAGGAUCUCGCAGCGUGGCGAUCGCUGGGAGGAUAUAGUGGCGCGCUUGGAGCCAGAUGAUUGCCUCUACGAUAUACCCAAGAAUUGCCUGUACAAUCGGGUGCAGUUCAGCCAGGACUACAGCUACUAUGUGCAGGAGUGCCUGGGUCCGGAGGCGCCCAGUGUUUACCUGGUGGAGACGGCCAGCAAUGACAAGAUCUACGUGCUGAAUGCCGGCGAUGUCCUGCGCCACCGGCUCUCCCAACUCGCCAUUCCGCAAUCACGCACCUUCAGCGUGGAGAUCCGCCAUGGAUUCCAUGCCCAGGUGCGCCUCUUCCUGCCACCCGGAAUGCGUGAGGAGGAGGAAGUAGCCUUUCCACUGGUGCUCCACGUCGAUGCCUCGCCGGGAUCACAGUUGGUAACAGAGCGCUUCCACGUGGACUGGAACUGGUAUUUGGCCAGCCAGAGGAGUUUCAUAGUGGCCCAGAUCGACGGGCGUGGCAGUGGCUUCCAGGGCGAAUUGCUCCGCACCCAGGUACACGGAAAACUGGGCACCGUCGAGGUGGAGGAUCAACUAGGAGUCCUAACGUAUCUGCGGGAUAACCUAAAGUUCAUCGAUCCGCUGAGGAUCUGCGCCUUUGGCUGGGGCUACGGCGGCUACGCCUCCUCCAUGAUGCUCAUCGACGACUCCCAGCAGGUGCUGCAAUGCGCGGUGGCGAUCAAUCCCAUUGUCAACUUUGGAUUCCACUAUUCCUUCUUCACGGAGCGCUACAUACCGCUGAAGGGCGACUACUUGCGUGCCCUCCAGGAGGCGGAUCUCACCAUGAAGGCGGGCAACAUCAAGGGACGCAAUCUGAUGCUGAUGCACGGCACGGCGGACACGAUGGUCCACCAGGAGCACACGCUGAUGCUGGUGCGGGCGCUGGUGGAGCAGCAGGUGAAGUUCCGGCACCAGGUGUAUCCGGACGAGGAUCACACCAUCGCCAGGUCGCUGAGCCAUGUCUACAAGACAAUGGAGUGGUACUUCGAUGAGUGCUUCGGCCCCGUCGACGACAACGAGUGGGACCCCACGGGUCUAUUCGUGUUCAAGCAAUAAUUAAGACCCCCCUACGAUCCUUACGACGAGGAUCCGCUGGCCAAUCAGCUCAGCGACAUCGACAUCGGCAUCGGACCAGCCACCGAUGCGCAUCCGGAUGCGGAUGCCGACGGCGAUUCCGCCGGCAGCAAUCUGUCCACCCUGCUGACCGCCACCACGACGACCGCCUCGCUAUCAGCGCUCGACGAACUGGACAACCGGCUGCAGGCCCUGGACCUGAUCACCUCCUCCACGGCCACCACCCUCAGCAAGGUCGCCGGCAAGCUGUGCAACUACAGCAGCAAGCGCCGGCUCCACCAAUCGGAGGCCGUGCUCGCCCAGAAGUCGCGCAUCCUCCAGCACUAGGGGAUUCACUCAAGGGGUGUCCUCCACCGUGUGUGAAGUGUGUGAAGUGUGUGUGUUUGCCGGGUGGGCAGAUCUAUCCUCAUUUCACUUUCGACACGAGUUUGCGGAAGUUCUUUACAUUUUGCUGCUAUUUACAAGUCUCUACUUUAUUUUGGUUAUUUCAAAUAAUUUAUAGUUGAAACACGUAUAUUUCUGAAGUUUUAAACUAAUGCGACUAUUAUUUUUUGUUUGCUUGCCAUUCCUCUAUCACUUUCGCACUUCUUUUAGGAAAUAUACAAACCGAACAUUAAAUUUAUAUAUUUAAAUUAAUGAAUUGUUAACUUAGUUAAAGUCGCUUGUCUUUUCUCAAGUCCGCUGAUUAUUGACGAAUGUGAAAAUGAGGAUAGCGUAUCCAAUUGCAGGUCUUCUUAAAGUUUAGCCUAAUUUGAAGUUUAUUUCAUUUUGCUAAAUUUUAAAAUGUAAACUUAGAUUCCGCAAAUUUAUAAAGAAUGUGAAAACAGGGAACGAUUAUUUAGUGUGCAAGUGUGGAUUCUCCAACGGCAUUUAUAGGUACAAUUUGUUAAGAAUGUAGUCUAGUUCUUAAAAACUUUAACUUUAACAUUUUUUAAAUGUUUAUUAUCAACGGCAAUUCAUUGUUUUCAAAAUUUUGAUAUAUUUCUUUAAAAUUUGGCAUUUUUUAAAUACGAGCUAGGAUCAAAAUAUUUUGAAUAUACAUAUAUAAAUUAUUAACAUAAUUUAUUGACACACUUUAUUUGCUUAUAAUUCUUAAGUGUCUUCUUUUUAGAGUUAAUUUCGAGAGAUGCAAUGUUUAUGGGCAACUCAAAUAUAUUUAUAUAUAUACAUUUCGUUUAAUAUGAUUUUGCCGGCGAGAAUCGGUGUGAAUGCGAAUCGAGAAAACAGAGUUAAAGGAAACCAAGAAAACCAAAGCAAGGUGAUUCAUUUAUGCGACUGAUUAUUAACAUAUGUGUAUUAAAUAAUUAACCAAACUGAUGGUGCGAGGGGGUGACGAUACAAUGAUGAUGUAACGGGCCGAUGUAAAGGGCGAGAUGUCGAUGUCCUUGACGUAAGGAUACAAAUGUAGGGGAUUUACCUAAUUGCUAAUGGCAAACAAACCGAAUACAGCGCGAUAUGUGUGUGUCAUGGUGUAUGUACAAGUAAUUCGUUUAGACCUCAUUGUUGUUUCUUUACGUGUUCGUUUCGAUGUGUAUAAACAUAUAGUUAUAAUUGACUGAACGUUAUUUUUUUGUAUAUAUUAACGAUUAAAUUUUAAAGCGAAGUGAAAGCGAGGGCGCUAAUCGAAUUCGAAACUUAUUGAAACAAUUACACAAGUCAUGUCCAAAUGAAAGAAGGAGGGAAUAUCUUUUAAAUAGCCAACAAGUGUUUGUGAGUAGUCAUGAAAAAUCGAGAACGAGAAAUAAAAGCUUAAUGCCCCAUUAAAUGUUUGUGAUAGUCGAGAGUAGGCGACUAUAAAAUACCCUGUACUCCAUAGAUACUGAUCCCGAUCGUGAUCGUGAUCGUGAUUCUUCUCUCCCGACUUCCGGUGUGCAAAAGCUUUAAUCUUCAUAUCCAUUCAACGUUCAAUGCUGUGGAUACAGGGUAUUUCCAGCUGUCUAGCAUCCAAAACAGAUCUAAUUUUUAAUCUAAAUAUAUAUGGAAAGUGGAUGGAGCGGAGAUUGUGCCACACUAAAGACAAGUCCCAGGCUUGCAAAGCCCCCUAUACCGAUCGCAUUGGAUCAGGUAAACAUAUGUCUUAUAUAUACAUAUGCGGGGGAAUUGGUGUGCUUUAGCGAAAACUAAACCAAAACAAAACAAAACAAAAAAUGGCGAAACAAUUUUUUUUAGAUUUUUUUACCAUUAACAUUAAAUGGAAGGAGGAAGUCGCAAGUUCCAUAUUUGAAAUGGGACAUACUUGUCAAAUGCCUAGGUGUUAAAUGUUGCGUCAAUAAGCGAAAUUGAAAUUGAAAUUGAAAUUUUAUUGUAAAAGGGCCGAUGAGAGGCCCUCGACUUCCGGAAUCCAACUAAACCUAAGAAAUCCAGAUAAAACAAUAUAGUCAAGCUUUAAAUGUUGUACACGAUGGGGGGUUGCAGCCACUUGAAACCCAAGUUACCUAAACCAAAAGAAGAGAAUGCCCAAAUACAGACCCGAGAAUAAAUAAAUGUUAAACUUAACUAAACGAUAAAUGCAUAUUUAUAAAUGUUUAAAACAAGAAUUCUAUAAUAAACUAAAGGAAAACUAUAUAUGUAAUUGUGCUAAGGCAGAAUUUAAUGUAUUCCAAGCUAUCAAAGCGACAAAAAGCCAUUAACUACGUGGAACCAAACAAUGUAAACGCAAAGCUAACAGCAAAUACAAAAUGCAACAUACAACUCAUUUCCCUAAAGUACAAAGGAAACGAUGGAAAACCUAUUAUUCAAUUGAACACAUAUAACACAAAAAAGACCAAAACUGGACAGUAUUUAACGAAGUGAUUUGGUUUCAAGACAACAUCUCAGCAUAAAGUAUUCAAGCCGAAAUCGAACCGAAUCCAAAUAGAUAUAGCAAAGAAAAAACGAACUAAACUAUGUAUUUCCAACAAACAGACACAAGUAUACCAACAAAGCGAUCCAAAGCAACUAAAAACCAAAAAAGCGAAACAAUAAAGACAUUUUUGUGUGUAUGCAAAAUUAAAUAGAAAUAUGUGGUUUUAAA
This is a messenger RNA of Drosophila yakuba, 6590 nucleotides long. Its product is annotated as inactive dipeptidyl peptidase 10. The transcript is spliced from 11 exons. The coding region runs from base 596 to 3559 and encodes 987 amino acids. Gene Ontology annotation, molecular function: dipeptidyl-peptidase activity; serine-type peptidase activity. Lineage: Eukaryota; Metazoa; Arthropoda; Insecta; Diptera; Drosophilidae. The record is from RefSeq and is a predicted model, not a curated record. Gene Ontology annotation, biological process: proteolysis.